Molecule: messenger RNA, 1013 nt
Organism: Papaver somniferum (opium poppy)
Lineage: Eukaryota; Viridiplantae; Streptophyta; Magnoliopsida; Ranunculales; Papaveraceae
Product: heat shock 22 kDa protein, mitochondrial-like
Exons: 2
Coding region: 67-753 (228 amino acids)
Biological process (GO): response to heat
Source: RefSeq, a predicted model, not a curated record
ACCUUUAAAGAGUAUAUUCUAGCUAGGGUUUCCUUAAGAGUUUUUAAGAUCUACUACCACACUUCAAUGGCUUCCAUCUUCAUGGCCAUGCCAAAGAAACCUGUUCCUACUGUUGUCUCCUCAAACACUCUGAAAAAUAAGCUCGGUCUUCUUAAGAAACCUAACCUCAAACGUCCAGCUUCUUUGGUCUCUCAUCUUAAGAACCCUAACCCCAAACGUUCAGCUUCUUUGGUCUCCAAAUGUUCUUCCCCACUUAACAUGAAAAACAAAAAAGGGUCGUCUUACAUUUGUGGUUCUCUUCGUCCUGCUUUCACUACUGAUGAUCUUCUUAGUUCAGAUUUCUAUGAUUCUGAUAUGGAGGAGAUGGAGCUGUAUGACAAAGAAGAAGAGAAUGCCAUGAUGAAGAGGUGGAGUGCUAAAGAGCUGAAAGAAGGUAUUGAGUUGAAGAUUAACUUUCCUGGGUUUGGAAAGGAUGAUAUCAAAGUCACUGUUGAGGGUACCGCUCUUGUUAUCACUAGUCUUCUGGGUAAAGAAGAAGAAGAUGAAAAGCCUGCUGGAGAUGUUGUUAUUGUUGGUUCAGAUGUUAAUGAAGAUGAUAUGAACAGCACUGGUAUAAUUUUCGAUCUCGAUCUGGAUUAUGAUGACCUCAACUUACAGGAACUGAAAGCUGAGAUGAAGAAUGGUCUUCUUAAGGUCUCUAUUCCUAAGAAGGUUGAGGAGAAGAAUGUCAUCCUGGUAACGGUUGCUGAGUAAUCUAUCUGGUCAGUACUGUUCUAGUAGAAGAAGAAGGCGGUGGUUGUUUGAUGUUGCUUUUACUUUCUGUUGUUUUAUCUUUUUGUUGCAUGAAAUUUCCCUUCCUAGUUUAGUUUCGUUUUAGGGUUCAUGUUUUGUUGGUUUAGUUGUGGUGAUCAUAAGAUUGAUAUAUCAAGGAGUGGGUUCAGUUGUCAUUUGUCAAUGAAUCAUGUACUAGUUAUUUGAUCAAUCUUAAAUCACAAACAGCUGUUUAUGUUAUC